AUGGCCUCCCUCUGGCUCCUCUCCUGCUUCACCCUCAUCGGGGUCUCCGUUUUCAUACACCCGAAGUUCAACUUGCGCAGUCUCUACAGUGACAUCGCCCUGCUGAAGCUGGCCUCACCUGCUCAUUUUCAUCACUCAGUGUCCCCUGUUCCCCUGCCAAGUGAUGGUGGCUUCUUCCCUUCUGGAACCCGGUGCAAAAUUGUGGGCCUGGGGUUCCUGUACCUCAAUAGGACAGUUCGCCCUAUGCGGCUGCAGCAGGCCACUGUUCCUCUCUUGUCCGUGGCCACCUGCAAGCAUUUCUGGUCCAUCUUCAGCCCCUACGCCAUGAUCUGUGCUGGGAUGGAAGGUGCCAGCAACUACCUUGGUGACUCUGGUGGAUCCCUGGUCUGCCGCAAGAGGAGAAAAUGGUCACUGGUGGGCAUCUUGUCCUUUUUCGAAGAAAACCAUCCCACAGGAAGGCCCUUUGUGGUUACUCGUGUCUCAGCGUUCAUACCCUGGAUUGAGGAGAUCAUGUCUCAGAACUGA
This is a messenger RNA of Condylura cristata (star-nosed mole), 525 nucleotides long. RefSeq names its product chymotrypsinogen B-like. Gene Ontology annotation, molecular function: serine-type endopeptidase activity. NCBI's taxonomy places the organism in Eukaryota, Metazoa, Chordata, Mammalia, Eulipotyphla, Talpidae. The transcript is spliced from 4 exons. Gene Ontology annotation, biological process: proteolysis. The record is from RefSeq and is a predicted model, not a curated record. Bases 1 to 525 code for a protein of 174 amino acids.